This is a messenger RNA of Porites evermanni, 3022 nucleotides long. The record is from the annotation of a GenBank genome assembly. NCBI's taxonomy places the organism in Eukaryota, Metazoa, Cnidaria, Anthozoa, Scleractinia, Poritidae.
AUGGCAGAAAGCGCUGGGUGUAUGGCAAGUGAGAUGUCUCCGAUGCGUGUAAAAGGCCUGGUGGUGACGUCAUGGGUAAGUCAUAACAAAGAUGGCGGACGACGAGGAUGGAGGAGUGGAACGCGCAAAAGAAAGAUGUUCUUUGUUAAAGGCGCUCAAACGAACAGUUAAUCGGCUUAUAAUAACGGACACAGAAAACAACUGGGGUAUAUUAGAGGUUCAAGAAAGAAUCAUCGAUGAUAUAGUACGCAUACUUAGGCACGGACAAAGAGGCAAACAAGUAAGCUUGCGUAAUCUAGUCUAGUCAGCUUUAUACAUGGAAGUAAAACAUGCGCAAACGAAAUUUUGCCUUGAGUGAGAAUUUGUAUGAUAGCUUGAUAACGAUUUACCCAAAGUACAUUCAAUAUUGCGUUGGCGAUGAGAUGUGGUUUGCGAAAUGUAAAGAUUAGAUUUCAGUUUCAACUGACCAUGAUGCGUCUCUUACUUUUAUUUCAUCUCGAUUAAAGCAAAGGUUAAACAGAGUUAAACAGUUAAAGGAACGUGAAAAAAAAAUUACAAAGUACAGUCAACUGUGGAUAGGAAUCAGUGUUGAAAGGCUUUUAUUCUCAAGUAUUGACUCCAUACUGCUACAACCUCAGUCCUACAUCACAUUAUUUGGUGUAUCACUCUUAAAAAAACACAAGGUACAUAAUGUCUUCAUCUUGCUUGCUCAUAGGCAAGAUGAAAGGAAUCAUGUAAUUUGAUAGGCUAUACAAGUGGGUGAAAUGGGCCUAUGUUGCCCGCUUUUGAUUACUCAAUUUCCAAUUCUUUUGUUUUCGUCCCAUACAGCUGUAUGAAACUUAAAGAAUUGUUUUCUCUGAAGCAAUGCCAGUGUGGCAGUGAGCAGACUUCAUACUAAGCUAAAUCAUAAUAAGGAAUUAACCACAAGGAAACCAGAGUAGAAAAAAUACAGUACCGUUCAAAAGUAAUUUACCAGUUGAGACUCAUUUCCUGCGCGAUGAGAAUUGUAUUGCUCGCUACAUGAUUCUUAGCAUGUGCAAUUAGAAUCGCAUAGCCCGUUAAACACUGAAGUGGUAAUUUUUGGCAUAAAUUACUAACGACACGUCCAGCGAGAAACCAACUAAAAAUUUUGCUUAGCAUUACGUCAAAGACUGAGGAAAACGUGUGUUACAUUUAGUGUUAAGUUUCUUGGAAGAAGAUUUCUUUUAGCUUGUCAUUUGCACACUGUUUAGUUUUCGGCUUUGUUUGCGAUCAACAUUUGACACUGCACUUGAUCAUGACUUUUUGUUUGCCAAAACCUGAAAACGGCUUCCACUUUCCUUGAUUUUUUGUAUGAGCAAACUAAUGUGAGAAGAACCAAAUACACUGAAAUCGCUAGCGAUGAGUUUCUCCACUAAAAAAAUUUGUCAGCUCUUUUGAUAUGUGUAGUUAUCAUUCACGUGUAGCAGCAACUUUUGUGCCCACAAGAUCUCAACAACACUGGUAAAAAUUCAGCUUGGUGUUACUGUAUGAUCACGAAAUAAUGUGAGCUUAAUAAACUUGUUCUUUAUAGCUUUUUUAAACAGUCACUACUUGAUUUAUGAAAGAAAGCUGUCUAGAAUUUAACAAGUUUAAUACAGUGGGCAUGCAAAUAAGACAACAGUGCAUUUGUUAUCGUUUACACGUAGUCGCAACUUUCACCGACGAGAUAUCAACAACAUCGGUAAAACUUUCGGUGUAUGAUCACGAAAUAAUGUUAGCUUAAUUUGUUCUUUGUAGCUUUUUAUGUGGAACACUUGAUUUAUGAAAGAAAGUUGCAUGAAUUUAACAAAUUACAGUGGCCAAAUAAGACAACAGUACAUUUGCUGAACAGCAAUUUUUUUUAUGAGUUAUUAAUGAGUUUGACUGGAGCUCUCAUAACCUCUAUUGUUUUACCAUGUGGUCGCUUAUGAGAGGUCACUCUCAAGGAAAAUUGGUUUGAGUUCUCAAGGGUAAAAUUACAUAGAAAUGAUUGAGCUGAAGGGAAACAAAAAAGAAAAUACUUCAAGUUAGCAGGAAGUUCGAGCAAUUGAGUGUUCCAAUAACCUCAGGUAAUAUUACAGUAAAUGUAUGAAGGCCAUCCAGGAGAAAUUGAUUUUGGUUUGAGUCAUCAUGGGUUUGAGUUAUUGGGAGGUGACUGUAGCUGCAAUUAAGAUGUUGCCAGCUGGCUGAGGCAAAAAGAAGUUUGUGCGUGCAUUUGCCUCAUUUUGGGACUGUACUGUAUGCAUGCCCAUACGAUUACCUUCUGCCUUAUUUUUCUGUUGAGGGUCACAAAUUCUCCUACAGUACCUUCAUUCCAUUCCCUUUAGGUGACUUUGGGAUUUAGACAAUCAGCACUGUCUAUUUUCAUUGUGUGCUAAUUGUACAGAUUGUAUCCUGUUAAUAUGAUUUUAUUGCUUGAAAAACAGAAUCAGAAUAGGAGUGUGAUAUUUUUUUAGGGAUUUGAUUAUUCUAUUUUUCUAUCUUCCAGUGUUUGAACCUUAUACUAUUUACGUAGUACUGUGUUAUUAAAAAGUUAAUAAUGUUUUCUACCCUCUAUUACACAAGUUUCAAUUCCUUAGCUUUUUGUUUUCAGUCAUUGCUCCUUGGUAUCUUUAUGUCGAUAAAAAUUGUGUCUGAGCCUACUUAAUAUGAUCACCUAGAUCACCCAGAUGUACAUGUAGAUAAUAUGAACACUAUGACUUGUCCCUUAAUUGUCUCCCCUUUUGAAGUUUGCAACAUGUUUGAAAGGCCCUGUAGGCAAUUGUCUCAUUACUGAUUUUGUCACUGAUUGAGGCGACAUUGAGCAUUGUAAGUAUUUUUUCUUUAGGUGGCUGCUCCAGAGAUCAUCAAAAGUACUGAGGAUGGGCUUCAGCAGGCAUUGCUUGAACACAGUUUAUCAUCAUAUUUGUUAGAGCUGGCAAGUAGCAGAGAACAGUUGCUAUUUUGCUACCAAGGUAUGAAUCACAAAGAUGCACUUACAUGUAUUAGUAGAGCCUCGCUAGAUACUUGCUAUAGAAAUUGA